Messenger RNA from Syngnathoides biaculeatus (alligator pipefish), 2767 nucleotides. Its product is annotated as sentrin-specific protease 3-like. Gene Ontology annotation, cellular component: nucleus. The record is from RefSeq and is a predicted model, not a curated record. Gene Ontology annotation, biological process: protein desumoylation. Gene Ontology annotation, molecular function: deSUMOylase activity. The coding region runs from base 422 to 2029 and encodes 535 amino acids. Lineage: Eukaryota; Metazoa; Chordata; Actinopteri; Syngnathiformes; Syngnathidae. The transcript is spliced from 12 exons.
UCGUGCGGGACCGGAGGCCGCGUGACGUUUUUGCUGUGCGACGGCCUCGGAGAGGCGAUGACGAGAGCCGAGCUUGUCUAUUAGCUCCGGGAGGCAAGCGAGCCGUUUCCCACCCGCCCCCCUGAAUUCAACGUGCGCGUUAUGCGGAAAGUCAAGUCGUCUCCGUCGAGUGCUCGCAGCGUUUAAACCGUCGCCUUGAAGAUUUUGGGCCGAGGAAGCGCCAGCUGGCUUCUUCCCGUCAUCCCUCAUCGGACUUCAUUCAAUGAAGUGUUAGCAUCACAGUUAGCAUCCGGGCUUUUGGGGGAGGACACACAAAAAGACGAAGUUUGGACACAGUGCGGAAUCCUUGGGUCACACUUUUAUACCGCAUCGGUGACUAAACGGUGACGCGCUGGCGCAGGUCGCGGGGUGUCCGUGGAUAAUGCGAGACAGUGGGGGUAGCCUGACCCAGAACCGCUGGCAGGGAGAUCUGGGUCUGACUGCUGUGGGCCAGGAAGACACCGGAGGAGGUGGGAUUCCCGGAGACCACCUGAUUGUCCCAGUGUCCGACCACAGCAUCCCCAGCCCCGUGCACCUCCGCCUGGGCCAGAAAGAAAAGGUGUGGAGCGGCGAGGAUGAGGCGGAAGAGGACGGGAUGGGCCACGCCGACGACGAGUUCAAGGGCGGCUGCUGGGAGGAGAAUGAGGACGACGACGAAGAGGAGGGCGUCGGAGACGACGAGGAUGAGGAGCGAGCGGCCGUGGUGGAGUUGGACAUCGCAGACUUCCUCCCGCAGACCACCCAGCAUUACCAGCACGCAAACUUCGGCGCGCCGCUGAAGGACCAAGGCGUACUGAUGGAGGAGGAAGAGGAGGAGACGCCGCUCCCCCAGGCCGGAACGGGGCGCCUGGCCUCGGAGCCCCGCCUGCACAGAUUCUGGGCCCCUCACCGGCGCCGGCAGCGGUUCGGCGGUGCCCCGGGCUCCCGCCUCAGCCAGCACUGGAAGAGCUGGCGCCAGCGGGCGCAGCGGGUCUACUCCCUCGGGCUCCGUUGGAGCCUGCAAGGACAGAAGUACAACUGUUACAGCAAGAAUACCAGGACAAAACGGUCGCUGUACACAGAUGACGAUAACAGCGAGGAUGUGGGAUUCGCUGAUGCUGCCGGAGAUAAGCAGAGGAGCGGCUGCUCUCCCGACAGCCACCCAGAGCGAGGCAGACGGGAAGUGGAGGAAAAGCGAGCGGAACCGGCGCUUUCCGAGGAGCACGUGGGCUGCGUAACAGGCAUUCUGGAAGAAUCCCUGCAGAAAUACGGCAGUUUGAUCCCGAUCCACAUCGAAGACAUCGUGGAGAGACUUGAGGACAUCUUCAGAGAGAACUUCUCCCAGCCGCACAGGAAAGCCACGGUCCAACACCUGAUACAAUCCUUCCAGCGUUCGUCGGGAUCAGCUCUGGCCAAAUCCUUCCGGGUCAAUUACAAACGCCACGUUCUGACCAUGGAUGACCUCGGAACCCUGUACGGACAGAAUUGGCUCAAUGACCAGAUUAUGAACAUGUACGGCGACCUGGUGAUGGACUCGGUCCCGCAGAAGGUUCACUUUUUCAACAGCUUUUUCUACGACAAGCUAAGGACAAAAGGCUACGAAGGAGUCAAACGGUGGACGAAGAACGUGGAUAUCUUCCAGAAGGAGCUCUUGUUGAUCCCCAUCCACCUGGAGGUCCACUGGUCCCUGGUCAGCGUUGACAUUCCUCAGAAAUCCAUCACCUACUUUGACUCCCAGCGGACCCUCAAUCGACGUUGCCCCAAGCACAUUUAUAAGUAUCUGCAAGCAGAGGCCAUCAAAAAAGACCGGCAAGACUUUUUGACUGGCUGGAAAGGCUUCUUCAAAAUGAAGGUGGGCCGGCAGAACAAUGACAGCGACUGCGGCGCGUUCGUGUUACAGUACUGCAAGUGUCUGGCCCUGGGGCAGCCGUUCAGUUUCGGCCAGCAGGACAUGCCGCGUUUGCGCAGGCAAAUGUACAAAGAACUGUGUGACUGUAAGCUCACCCUGUGACACCCCCCCCCCUCCCCCCGACCCCCACCAAACCCACACCAGCCGCAGUGAGAUGGUCGGGGAGGGAGGGAGGAGGGGGGGCACGCUCCCCGCCAACACCUCGCUGCAGAUUGUCAGAACCAUCUUGUGGAUUCUUCAGUGUAGAUAACCCCCAAAACAAUCCGGUUCUCGGUAUCUCCGCUAAAUGAUGUUGGCCGAGGGUCCGUCCCCACAUCAGCCAAGUUGACGGAGAAAAAGGUAUGGAACAGACAUAAAAAAAUUAAAAUAAAAAAUGACCCGUAAAUAUGAGCUGUCUGACGAAACCUCCUCUUGCCCCCUGUUGAAGAAUCAGCAACCAUCUCUUCAACACAUUUUGUAUUUUUAUUUUUCAUUUUUUUUUGCCACGUGACGUGUCCUUUAUUAAGGUCAUUUAUUUUACAUUUAUGUUGUGUUAUUAUUAUUUUUUUUUUGUACGUGCCUGCGUGCGUUAAUGUCAUUCAAAUAUGUCGCUAUGUUUUGACAACUGUUAAUAACGGAGGAGUUCUCUACUUUUAUUUGGGGGCGGGGGCAGGAAUACAAAUUGGCCAGAUUUUCUUUCGUAAAGCAACUUGGGCCCCCCCCUUCCCCCCCGAAACUUUUAUAACAAAAAUAAUUUUACGUUACCUCCUAAAAGUUGUAAUGAAAUUCAGUUGACUGUUUUCUAUAUCUUCUACAGUUCAUACUGGUCACGAGAAAUAAAUUUCAAGAAAGUUGGCCAAA